UUCUAUCCUUCUCCUUUCCUUCUGUCGUUUUUUCUUCCCUUUUGCUUCCGGAAGAGACGGCGCAGCGGGAGGAGUGGAAGGGAAUGCCUCGAUCUCCUUUUUGCAUGCGGAGUUGAUAGCGCCGACGUGCGGGAUAGGGCCUCGUGCUUGCGGACCUGUACGGACGCGGGGAGGCAGAGAAAUGGCGGCGAUGGGCACACUGGACGAGCUCUUGGCCGCGGCGAGCAGAGCUUGCUGCAACCCCUUUGCCAUCUUCAUCCAGAUCCAGGGUUGCGUAAUCUGCUUAACCCUGGCCCUUGGAUGGGGUUUUGCUGCCCAUGCCAGGAAUAGAGCCAUAUGUAGAAUGAAGCGUACUAUCACUAAUGGCAAUGGUUUUGCAUUCCUAUGCGAAGAUAUUAAUGAUCUUGAGCACUCUGCUCAGGUGAAGUUGCCUAGAGUCUCAGUUAUCAUGCCUUUGAAAGGCUUUGGAGAACAUAACUUGCAGAAUUGGAGAAGUCAAAUCACUUCACUUUAUGGAGGACCCCUUGAGUUUCUUUUCAUUGUUGAAAGUACUGAUGACCCAGCUUACCAUGCAGUGUCUACCCUCAUUUCUGAAUUUCAGGAUUCUAUUGAUGCAAAGAUUGUUGUAGCUGGUCUAUCUACAACAUGCAGUCAGAAGAUUCAUAAUCAGUUAAUUGGUGUAGAAAGGAUGCACAGAGAAAGCAAGUAUGUUUUGUUUCUAGAUGAUGAUGUUAGGCUUCAUCCGGGGUCAAUAGGAGCACUUACAGCUGAAAUGGAGAAACAUCCUGAGAUUUUCAUUCAAACAGGAUAUCCUCUUGAUUUGCCCUCAGGAAGCUUAGGUAGUUACUGCAUUUAUGAAUACCACAUGCCUUGCUCUAUGGGAUUUGCAACUGGUGGGAAAACUUUCUUUUUAUGGGGAGGCUGCAUGAUGAUGCAUGCUGAAGAUUUUAGGAAAGACUUGUAUGGAAUUGUUAGCGGUCUUCGAGAUGGUGGAUACUCAGAUGACAUGACACUUGCAGCUAUUGCUGGUCAAUAUAAGAGACUUAUCUGGUCACCACCAGUUGCAGUCUUUCCUCACCCUCUUGCAAGUGACCUUAGCUUCUCAAGAUACUGGAAUUACCUAAGGAAGCAAACUUUUGUUCUUGAAUCCUACAUAUCGAGGGUUAACUGGUUGAUGAACCGGGCUUUGUUUUCUACACAUUGUUAUUUGUCAUGGGGAUUUGCAUGGCCAUAUUUUAUGGCACUGAUACAUCUUCUGACAGCGAUAAGAGCACCAUAUAACGGUUCUAUCUUCGAAGCAUCUGCCUCAUCUUGUGGCUCUUUGCUCGCUACCUGCUUGCUUGUUUCUACUGUGAUAGAACUCCUUUCAAUGUGGAACUUGACUAAGGUGGAAAUUCAGCUGUGCAACAUGCUGUCUCCAGAAGCACCAACUGUCUCACUUGGUUCUUAUAACUGGGGUUUGGUGUUUGUUGCCAUGGUUGUGGACAACUUCCUGUACCCCAUUUCAGCAUUCCGAUCACAUUUCUCGCAGUAUAUAAAUUGGUCUGGUGUUCGGUACCACUUGAAGAAUGGGAAAAUAAGAAAGAUUGAAAGACCCUUGGUAAAUCAACCUAUGUACACUGAUCUUGCAUGGAAGCAUCUAAAUGGAAAAAGGCAGCCGCUUCCCAAAUCCUCAUUCAUCAGCUCUCUGACAAGAAGAAUCCUUCAUUGGCGCCAACCAAAGAAGUAUGACAACUAGCAUUCCAAUUUGCAGCAAGUAGAGGAUCAUUAAAAUUUCAUUCCAUUUCAUGCAUUACACCAUUUUUUUUAUUUAAGAUACAAAUUGUUGAUUCUUAUGGUGUUUUGAGUUGCCACCCUGUAAUUUUGUAAUUAAUUGUAGUUGGCAUGUAACAUUAUAGAAACAAACAUUUCAUCAUGGCGAAGCAUGUAUUUUUUUUUU
Zingiber officinale is the source of this 1939-nucleotide messenger RNA. RefSeq lists its product as uncharacterized. Bases 182 to 1738 code for a protein of 518 amino acids. NCBI's taxonomy places the organism in Eukaryota, Viridiplantae, Streptophyta, Magnoliopsida, Zingiberales, Zingiberaceae. Gene Ontology annotation, cellular component: membrane. The transcript has 14 exons. The record is from RefSeq and is a predicted model, not a curated record. Gene Ontology annotation, molecular function: ceramide glucosyltransferase activity. Gene Ontology annotation, biological process: glucosylceramide biosynthetic process.